This is a messenger RNA of Phaedon cochleariae (mustard beetle), 2610 nucleotides long. The record is from the annotation of a GenBank genome assembly. Lineage: Eukaryota; Metazoa; Arthropoda; Insecta; Coleoptera; Chrysomelidae.
AUGUGUCAACUAUUGGCAACAACAAGUGUUCCACAAUUUUUGUUUCUACAAUUUUUUACUGAAAAAAUCGAAAUUUGGAAUUAAUUGUAUGAAAACACAACUAUCGAGAACCCUAGGCAUGGAAUUAAUUAAAACUCCAAAGGUGGAAAAUGUUCGAAUGCUGGAUAGAUACUCAAAAACGCCAUCUCAAGGAACCCUUUAUUUAACUGCAACUCAUCUCAUUUUCGUAGAUCCAGAUGCUAAAAAGGAAACAUGGAUACUACACAUGCACAUAGCUAACUUGGAAAAGCUGCCUCUGACGACUACUGGGUCACCUCUACUAAUAAGAACCAAAACAUUCCUUUCAGUUACUUUUGUAGUACCCAAGGAGAGAGAUUGUCAUGAUAUAUUUGUUAGUCUCCAGCAGCUGUCUCAACCCCUGAGGUUCCAAGAUCUGUACUGCUUUUCUUAUACACCUCCAGCAGAAGAAAUCCAGAGAUCAGAGGGGUGGGGCUUAUUUGACUUACAAUCUGAGUACCAGAGAAUGGGGGUGCCGAAUGACCAGUGGUGCUUGUCAAAUUUGAAUGUGGACUAUGAACUCUGUGAUACAUAUCCAAAGCACAUUUAUGUGCCAGUUACUGCAAGUACUGCUACUCUGUUGGGGAGUUCUAGAUUCAGAUCCAAGGGGCGUCUUCCAGUACUGUCUUACCUGUACAAAAAUAAGGCAAGCAUAAGCAGGUGCAGCCAGCCUUUGUCAGGUUUCAGUGCUAGGUGCUUGGAAGAUGAAAAAAUGUUGACUCAUGUCCUGAGGACCAAUCCUAAUGCUACUUUUAUGUAUGUUGUUGAUACCAGACCCAAAAUAAAUGCUAUGGCUAAUAGAGCAGCAGGAAAAGGGUAUGAAAAUGAGGCCUUCUAUGAGAACAUAAAAUUCCAUUUUCUUGGUAUAGAAAACAUCCAUGUCAUGAGGAACAGCCUCUCCAAAAUUAUUGAAACUUGCGAACAGAGGAACCCGACGAUGACGAGCUUCCUCAGCGGCCUGGAGUCCAGCAGCUGGCUGCGCCACGUCAAGGCCAUCUUGGACACGUCGCAGUUCAUCGCCGACGCCCUUUCCGAGGGCGUCAGCGUCGUCGUGCACUGUUCCGACGGCUGGGACAGGACGGCGCAGGUGUGCUCGCUCGCUUCCAUUUUGUUGGAUCCUUUUUACAGGACGCUUUCCGGAUACCAAACGCUCAUCGAGAAGGACUGGCUGUCGUUCGGCCACAAGUUCUCCGAACGGUGCGGCCACAUACGCGCCGAGAGCAAAGAGAUAUCGCCGAUAUUCGCGCAACUGCUCGACGCCACGUGGCAGCUGACGCAGUAUUAUCCUUCCGCCUUCGAAUUCAACGACCGCUUCCUCUACGACUUGCACGACCACGUGCACUCGUGCCAGUUCGGCACGUUCGUCGGCAAUUGCGAAAAAGACAGGCUGGACUACAGACUGUCGGAGAGCACAUACUCUUUGUGGGGCUACAUGGAAAAACACCUCCAAGAAUAUAGGAACCCCCUGUAUAGUUCCGAGGCAGGCCCUGAAAUUUUGAAUCCGAAUUUGAUACCUCAAAAUAUUAAGUUCUGGCGAGGCAUGUACUGCAGAUUUGAGAGCGGAAUCCAUCCACGCGAGCCACAAGCCGAUUUGUUAUUGGCCACCUCUGAUUACGCAUCAUCUUUGGACGAACACGUCAAAUAUUUGUCGAAGCGCUUGUCGCUCGUCAAAUCCCUCAUCUCCAAAACGAUGGAGAAGAAGAAGAGCAGGCCGCGCCGCGACCAGCUCUGCACCAACGUCUACCUCGACAACAAGCUGCUGUACGGGAAAAACACUGGCUCCGCCCCCGCAGAGCUGACCAGCGCCAAUCACGACCACCCGCUGAGAGCGCAGGAGAAGAGGGCGGCCAAUCACGACCAUCCGCUCAGAUCGCAGGAGAAGAGGGGGGCGGAAGGUGGGCAGCUGUGCGCCGACGCCAUUGUUAAGGAGAUGGAGUCGGUGGCGGUGGAUUGGAAGCCGAUGCGGAAUGUCACUGAGUGCAGUUGUUCGUUGACCUUGGAUCAGACCAGCAAAAAGAUGCACUGCAGGAAGUGCGGGGAUAUCUUCUGUCAGCGUUGCAUUUCGAAGAAUAUCGCUUUGCCAGGACACUUUUCCCAGAUCCCAGUACCUGUUUGUAAGACUUGUUUUGAUACCGUGGCUAAUUCUGCCGAAACUUAACGGAAACCGUAAUAUUUACAGAAAAAUUGUAAUUCUUGUGAUUCACCUUAUAAUUUUAUCAAUAUCUAGAGCGUUCUUUUUGCUCUCAUUUUCAAUCAGCAACGUAGGCACAUUCAAUGAUAAUAAUUGAAUAAUCCUAUCUCGUAGUAAUUGAUUGUUUGAGACAACUUUUUGGAUAAGGAAAGGAACACCUUGCGUGAAUAAUAUUUAUCAAAAUGGAUUAAAUAUUUGUAGUACUCAUGUGUAAAAUCCAAAAAAGUGAGUAAGUACCUGUGGUGUAUAAAGUUGUAUCUUAUACUCUUUGCUUAUUAUAGGAAGAAAUUCAAAGAAUUUUAUGAGAAUGGAAGAAAUUUGCUUAUAGGUAAUUUGAUUUCCUAAUAUAUUUUAUGAUACAU